Molecule: messenger RNA, 1822 nt
Organism: Cryptomeria japonica (Japanese cedar)
Lineage: Eukaryota; Viridiplantae; Streptophyta; Pinopsida; Cupressales; Cupressaceae
Exons: 4
Coding region: 705-1625 (306 amino acids)
Source: RefSeq, a predicted model, not a curated record
CAGCCUUUUGCAUUGGUUUUGUAUUUUCUCCUACUUGUUCUAGAGUGACAGUUUACUUUAUCCUGUCGGGUUGAAUUGUUUUUGGGAAGUUUUGGGUAAAAUUAUGUAUUCAAUACAGCGUGGGGUACAAUUGAAUAACAUUCAUAAGAUUUAUAAACAUGGUCAAGCUUGAAUAGACCUUUUAAUCAUUACUUCACUGCCUUGUGUUAUGUCUGCUUAUGUAUUGACAAGUGUGUCUGGGUUGCAAUUAUUAUUUUAAGAUCUUUUUUCCGGAUUUCUGGAUUGACAAAUGUGUCUGAGUUGAAAUUAUUAUUUUCGGUUCUUUUUUCCAGAUUUAUGUAUCGAUAAAUAUGUGAUCUUAGCAAUCACUCAGAACCCUAAUGUGAAGGGCUUCCUGUUUGGAGUUGGAUUUUGAGCAGUUAAAAGUAAAGUUCAGUUUCAUUUUGUUUGAUGUCAUCGUUUACAAUGACUGAACACACAGUCCACAGGCAAACUACAGACAAGGCACUACUAUUGGAUUUGGUUGUAGCCAAAAUGACAAUCCGUUUUAAGGACUUAUUCAGUAAUGAAAGAACCAAAUCAUAGCAAUGUCCGCAAAUGACCAAGCUAGGUCAAUGGAGGAAUAGUAAUCAAUCAGGAGUGCUAAAACGACUCCUGUAACUAGAGAGUAAAUUCUUGUUUGAUUUGGGUAGCUUUUCCAAACCAUGGAUCACUUUGUAGGUGUGCUAGCCGGUGGAUCUCUUCUGGGGAACCCGCUCGAUGGAUCCUCUGUUGAAGUGGGCAGCAGCAGCAAUGUGGUUUUGUACAGAGAUGAUGAGGAUGAAUGCAUUGGAAAGGAUGAUGAUCACAAUAUACACAAUGGGGAUGAAACCCAUAUGCAACAGCAACUGCAAGAGCAAGGACAGCAGCUAAUGGUAAGUCACAUUGAAGAGGGGUUUUAUAUAGAUGACACCCACAAUGGUGUUGAGGCUCAUCAGUCGAAGAGGAAGCGGCGUCGGGGGCCUCGACUGUGGAGAGAUAAAUGGCAGAAAUCAUAUCCAUGGGCCUUCAUCAGAAACCUAAAUGGUGAAGAAAGGAUGUUCUGCACUGUUUGUGAAGCACAUGGUCACACGGCUACUAGGAAUGCUUUCAGAAAGGAGGGAAGCACAAAUUUUCAACAGAGUGCACUUGCUACUCAUGCAAAUAGUUCUGCUCACAGGAGUGCACUUUUGACCCAGAAGGCUCGGGCUGAAGCAGGGAAAAUGGGUGUGAAUGGGAAAACCCGUGGGAAGGCGUCUCCUGUGCCUGAAUAUGGAAUUGUAUCAAAUCAUUUGACAGACAUUGCAAACAAGUUAUCCUCCUUGGUGACACGUGAAGAUUUGGAGAGUCUAAAAGCUGAGUUAAGACUUAUGAUCCGUUGUCAAGAUGCUAGGCGUAUCAAUGCAAGCUGUGCUUUGAAUGAUCCCUUGAUGGUGGUUCCAACUGCUGAUGGAACAUAUCCAGAAAAUUUUCCAUCUAGUCUGGCAGAGCUGUUUAAGUUGCCAAAUGACCAAGUUGAUUCUCUUCUAAUGGCAUAUGGUUUGCCAGCACAUGGGCAGUUUGAUGCUAAAGUACGGAGGUUGAAAGCCCACAUAGGAUUCCAAUGAAAUUUCUUGUGAGCAGUGGUUAUUAACCAUGCUAAAGGCUGUCAGACAUUGCUACAACAGAUUUAAGUAUUACAAUGGUGACGAGGAAUGAUGGCAUUUUCUGGAGUUAACAUCAUUUUACUGAUGAUCUAGAAAUGUGCUUUUCAUUGAAAUCUCAUAAUAAAGCAAGAAGAAAGUUACACAUGAUUUACUGAAAA